AUGUCUGAUAUCAGUCUGCCAUUGCGAGUUCCCUACAAAACGGUGGAUGGCACUGAUAUACCGACCGAUAUUUUCGUUCCUUACCGGCCCCUUCAAGAUGAUAGCGGGCUCACUCCGGUCAUCAUUAUGUUCCACGGAGGAGGCUUCAUGCUCGGGCAAGCAAAGAUGAAUAACAAAGACCAGAUCAAUGAUUGCAUAUCACGGGGCUGGAUUGUCAUGUCUGUUGAAUAUCGUCUAUGCCCGGGGGUUGACGUGCUAGAAGGCCCCAUGGCAGAUGCUCGCGAUGCGCUAAAGUGGGCACAAAUCGGUGAUUUAGCCAGCGUCCUGAAGGAAGCAUAUUCUGAGAGAGUGCUGCCAGAUCCAAAGCGCGUCAUGGCCAUGGGCACGUCAGCUGGUGGCCAUCUCGCACUGAGCCUUGGUUGGGGAACUGCGAACACACCGUUAGCAAUUCUUGAUUUUUACGGUGCAAAGAGCUUCAAUGAUAAGUUUUGGCGCCAACCCAUUGAGCAAAUAAGGACAAAAUUGCCGUCGUCGACACCGGCCAGCGAUCCAAUAUUUCAAUCUCUGUACCAGGAAAAGGCAAUUUUCAUCGGAGGUGCAUCAUUAGAAGGACAAAGUGAAGGUGGAGCAGGCGGACCUCCAUCAGCCCCUGAUUUCUCUGACCCGAGGCAGCUAUUUACUUUGAAUAUGAUAGCACAGGGGCAGGUAGUUGAAAGUAUUUGGCCUUCGGCACCGAAUGAUCUGCAUUUGAUAGACCCGGUGCUUAACGUGCACGCGGACUGGCCACCGACAGCUUUUGUACACGGCACAAAGGACUUUAUGAUUCCUAUCGAAAUGAGUCAAUAUAUGGAGACACAGCUGCGAUCAGCCGGGGUUGAGACUGCCUUUUUCCCUGUUCCGGACGAGCCUCAUACUUUUGUGGGCCAGAUGUUGAAAGGAUCACCUACAUGGCACAAGCAACGUGAGGGGUUUGACUUUCUUGAGCGAAUCUUAAAGAGAAGCUAUCUUUAG
Molecule: messenger RNA, 1011 nt
Organism: Talaromyces rugulosus
Lineage: Eukaryota; Fungi; Ascomycota; Eurotiomycetes; Eurotiales; Trichocomaceae
Exons: 2
Coding region: 1-1011 (336 amino acids)
Source: RefSeq, a predicted model, not a curated record